AUGGGAAAAGCGAUGACAAGUGAGCAAUUUGUCUUUCAGGUCCUCAACCUCUGGCUAGUGGAUUUGGAUACCUUGGUGGAAGUCCUUUCGCACGAGGGUUUUUCCAAACCACCCCCACGACAACAACGACAACAACGACUACAACAACCACGACCCAAGCAACUACGGCCGCGUGGGAAUACCAAGAAGUGGACUCGGAUGACUCAUAACUCCAACUAUGAAAAUGAUGCCAAUGAAAGUCCUCUGAUGGCUUUUGAUCUUAUAUUUGCUAAUGUGUUAACUAAAGCAAUAAAAGCGAUUGUGGUAAACUCUUUCGUUUUAACGGGAAAUUGCUUCAUGUGA
Messenger RNA from Dicrocoelium dendriticum, 342 nucleotides. The record is from the annotation of a GenBank genome assembly. NCBI's taxonomy places the organism in Eukaryota, Metazoa, Platyhelminthes, Trematoda, Plagiorchiida, Dicrocoeliidae.